This is a messenger RNA of Electrophorus electricus (electric eel), 1614 nucleotides long. NCBI's taxonomy places the organism in Eukaryota, Metazoa, Chordata, Actinopteri, Gymnotiformes, Gymnotidae. The record is from RefSeq and is a predicted model, not a curated record.
AUGACUCGGCUUGAUUCUCCCCUGCACCACGCAGACAGUUGUUCUGUGAUGGAGACACGCAGCAGAAGCUCCAGCAGAAGAGGUAGCCGAUGCACAGACUCAAGAAAAGAGAAAGAGCAGACUAACGCUCGUGCCAUUUUCAAACGAGCGAAUCGCUUCCUGUCACUUGACCGCGAGACGCGAGCUGGCAGCCCUCUGCCUCCUGUGCGGUACUACGAGAGAGGGCACCCUCUUCCCAGCAACUGCAGUCCGGAGCGAAAAGCCACCAUUCCCUUCCGCAACCCGGACUUGGGCCUCCCGUCCCAUAGGCGGCGCUACGAUACGCUCGGUCUCUCUCCACAGCGUCACAUGCCCUACUCAAACUUCAGACGCGGUGACAGCCAAUCACGAGCAAGCCCUCGUUCGGGUAGCCCAAGGUCUGCCAACGUCUCUCCGCACCGGCGGAUCGAGUUGUUCCGCAGCUCCUCCCCUCGCAGAGGAUCCGCCUCCCAACGGCCUGGAACCUCUUAUGCGUCACCCAGACAGGCUUCUAGAAAAUGCAGCCCGUCGAGGAGACGAGACUCACGUGGGCACUCCCCCUCUCAAACCUCCGGCUCUAACAGGUAUGCAGGAUCAGGCCCCUCCCACAAGCGAUACCCCUCCCAGAGUUCGCAUGGACACAGCCUGGAUUCUGAAAAGCUGUACCGGAACCUGAAAUCAAUUGCUAGCUCAGCAGAGUCAGAUGAUUCUCAACAGGAAAGAAGAUAUCGCUCUAACGCGGAAGCAGACAGCCGCUGUCACAAGCACGGCCGAAGCAGCCGUAGCAGUGGCUGCAACAGUCGAGAAAGUGGAUGCAACACUGGACGCAACAGCAGAGAUUUCUCACCACCAGGUAGUGACUAUGACAACAGAAGCCGUUUUUCACAAAAAGGGAGUAGUCACGUCAAUGGAUACAACAGAUAUAACAGCUGUGAUACUUCACCGGUCCAUGGAGAUUAUGAUAAGAAUGGUCAUAGCUCCCCAAAGGAGAAAAAACAUGGACAUUCCGGAACUGACAAAGCAACAUCAUCAUCAAAAUCUUCUGCAUCACAAAGGCAUUCUAGAACAGAUCUUAGCCAAUCACAGGGCUCCUGGCAUGGGUCCUCCCAUUCCCUGCCGAGCCCCGCCUCAUCUCGAAACAUCUCCCCAUCAAGGCGGAGUCCAAAAGAGGCAUGGUCCAUGACCCAAGCUGUAACCACGGAAACCGGCAAGCAGAGCGAUGGCAGGAACCGAAGUACCAUCCGACGGGGGUUGGAAGCGUUGAUACUCUCUGAACGUACGAGGUCCGCCAGCCAGCCUGUGCCAGAGAUGACCAUAGAGGACUACGUGGUGAUAGCUGAUAUUCCCAGGAUGAACCUGUAUCCAGAAGAAGAAGAUGGAAUUGUAGUGAGGAGGAGACCCCAGAGCCGUAGUCCUCGCAGAGACGACCAGCACAGGGAAGACAGUAACGCUGUUGGUGACUAUGGAGAGCAGCAGGAGCGCGGGAGGGGGAGAGAGAGAGGCAGGGAGCACAGGGACCGGAGACGCCAUGACAAGGACACAGGAGGCUCGUCCGAGACCAACAGCAACGCGUCUGGCCCGGCACAGGUCUCCUAA